AUGCCGCAAUAUGCCUUGGAUUUUGGAAAUGCCUCGUCGGACGUUAAGUGUGUGAAGCCCACUGAAACCUUCAGCGGUGACGUUUUUCUGGAUCCGAUCCAUAUCGACCAAGAUGCAGGCAUUGCCAAUGCCACAUUUGCACCUUGUGCCCGAACCCAUUGGCACACUCAUGAAAAGGGACAAAUGAUAAAAGUUAUCGCUGGUAGCGGCUGGAUCUGCGAUAAGGGCGGCGUUCCACAGCGCCUGAAGACUGGUGAUGUUGUUUGGGCUCCAGCUGGAACUACCCACUGGCAUGGAGCGGAUUAUGGGAGCAUUAUGACUCACUUCGUUAUUGAAAUUGGGAGCACUGUAUGGCACGAAGCUGUGACUGAAGAGGAAUAUAGCCAAAAAGGGCAAGCUUUGAGAAUGCCAUUUAAUAGAUCUCAGCAAGAGAUGGAUACUUAG
Penicillium angulare is the source of this 444-nucleotide messenger RNA. Its product is annotated as cupin domain-containing protein. The transcript has 2 exons. NCBI's taxonomy places the organism in Eukaryota, Fungi, Ascomycota, Eurotiomycetes, Eurotiales, Aspergillaceae. The coding region runs from base 1 to 444 and encodes 147 amino acids. The record is from RefSeq and is a predicted model, not a curated record.